This is a messenger RNA of Setaria italica (foxtail millet), 1819 nucleotides long. RefSeq names its product CMP-sialic acid transporter 4. The record is from RefSeq and is a predicted model, not a curated record. NCBI's taxonomy places the organism in Eukaryota, Viridiplantae, Streptophyta, Magnoliopsida, Poales, Poaceae. Gene Ontology annotation, cellular component: Golgi membrane. Gene Ontology annotation, molecular function: pyrimidine nucleotide-sugar transmembrane transporter activity. The coding region runs from base 334 to 1548 and encodes 404 amino acids. The transcript has 16 exons. Gene Ontology annotation, biological process: pyrimidine nucleotide-sugar transmembrane transport.
CGCCACCGCCACCGCGCUCGCAACCCCCCUCUCCCCCUCCACCCCGCACCCGAGAUCUCCGCGCCGACGCUCCCCGCCCGACCGCACCACCGCCCGCCCGGCCCGCGCGGCGCGCCAGCGGGAAGCGUGCCGGUAGCGGAGCCCGACUCGACUGUGCCAAGCGGGAUUCGCUGCGCGCGCGCGCGGCGCGGUGACCGGACAGGCGGGGCUAGAUCCGCGAGAUCCCGCCCCCGCGUUCCCGCACCUUCAGUGAGCUUGUGUGUUUUGGCUGCAGGGAUUGUUCAGAGGCCUCAGCUACAGGGUGGGGCUGCUGAUCCUGAUCGGUUGGAGGAGAUGCAGAGGAAUGGCGUGCUGGAAUGCAGCGUCUGUCGCUCUAAGGUGGCGGUUCCGAGCCCCAGGAGUGUGUCGAUGGCAUAUGACAAGCACCGUAGCAAGAUAUCAUCCAAGUACCAUGCCCUUAAUGUCCUUCUCGUGUCUGGGGACUGCAUCUUGGUCGGCCUCCAGCCUAUCCUAGUCUUCAUGUCUAAGGUUGAUGGGAAGUUUCAGUUCAGUCCUAUCAGCGUUAACUUUCUGACAGAGGUUGCGAAAGUUAUUUUUGCCAUUAUAAUGCUAAUAAUCCAGUCUAGAAAACAAAAGGUGGGGGAAAAGCCGCUCCUGUCGCUUUCUACCUUUGUACAGGCAGCUCGUAGUAAUGUACUCUUAGCUGUUCCUGCUCUCCUAUAUGCCAUCAACAACUACCUAAAGUUUAUCAUGCAGUUAUACUUCAACCCUGCAACUGUGAAGAUGCUAAGCAACCUGAAGGUGCUGGUCAUUGCUGUUCUCCUAAAAGUUAUUAUGAGAAGAAAAUUCUCUAUAAUUCAGUGGGAAGCCCUUGCCCUAUUACUUAUUGGAAUCAGUGUCAAUCAACUUCGCUCCAUACCUGCGGGCACCAAUGCUUUUGGUCUUCCAGUCACCGCUAUUGCAUAUGCAUAUACACUAAUUUUUGUUACUGUCCCAUCAUUUGCAUCUGUCUACAAUGAGUAUGCUCUAAAAAGCCAGUUUGAUACAAGCAUCUACCUUCAGAAUUUGUUCUUAUAUGGUUAUGGUGCAAUUUUCAACUUCCUUGGCAUCUUAGGGACUGUCAUAUUUCAAGGUCCAGAGAGUUUUGAUAUCCUUCGAGGGCAUUCGAGGGCAACGAUGUUUCUCAUUUGUAACAAUGCGGCACAAGGCAUUCUCUCCUCUUUCUUCUUCAAGUAUGCAGAUACUAUUUUGAAGAAGUACUCAUCAACAGUUGCCACAAUUUUUACUGGUUUAGCUUCGGCUGCAUUUUUGGGACAACCUUUGACUGUUAACUUUCUUCUAGGCAUCUCAAUUGUAUUUAUUUCAAUGCACCAGUUUUUCUCUCCACUAGCCAAGGUCAAAGAUGAAAAAACAGCAGGAACAGUGGAGCUGGGAGAUGCACAAAAUCAUAGAUCCGAGUCUUCUUUUGUAAAUAUGACUGCUGGUGCUGCUGACGAUGCAAGCCAUCUUAGCGCAACUGAUGAGAGGAAACCGCUGUUGCCAAUUUGAGAUUCUAUUUGAGGUAGGUAUAGAAGAGAUUCUUUUUUGCCGAGAGUAGAACAAAUGCUCUUGUAAACUUUAUAAGCAAAAGAAAUAUCAUACAUAUGCAGUUCAGGCCACCUUGUUCCUCUGUUUUCUUGUGUUUUUUACACCCUCAGCUUAGGGGCCAACAUAUGGCAGUAGUUAGUGCCUUAUUAUACACAACUAAUGUAAUGUGUAUUACAUACAAUUAUUCUUUCCCCUAUUUUCCGGGGCAAAAUGCUAUACUACUUGUAUCGAU